This is a messenger RNA of Penicillium chermesinum, 705 nucleotides long. RefSeq lists its product as uncharacterized. Bases 1 to 705 code for a protein of 234 amino acids. The record is from RefSeq and is a predicted model, not a curated record. NCBI's taxonomy places the organism in Eukaryota, Fungi, Ascomycota, Eurotiomycetes, Eurotiales, Aspergillaceae. The transcript is spliced from 2 exons.
AUGACCUCUAGCCAAGCUUCCUCAACCGGCACAGCAUCCGACGCUUCCACUACCGGAACUGGGACUGGCAAGGAGACGGGAACUGCCACGGAGACCGGCACUGCAUCAGGCACUGCAUCAGGCACGGAUACCAAGACCAAAGAUCAUUCCACCAAGACAACUUCCAUCUCGAUCGAUCCUGCCGCGGGUGCCGGUGGCAUCUCCAUGAUCACUCCUGCUUCCACCACCACCACGUACUACAAGAUCGGCCACAAUGUCACCUUCGUUUGGAACUACACUUCGCUCUCAGUGACUCCAUCUGCAAUUGACGUUGUUGCUUCUUGCAGCUUGAACAGUGCUACCUAUACUCUCACCUCGAACAUGAGCGUCAAGGAGACGGGCUCGUUAGUCUGGGACACGGGCAAAUACCAGGCCAACCCAACCAUCCCUUUACUGACUGCAACCUACACACUGUUCGUUGUGGAUUCGGAAAAGUCUCUCGAUGACACCCCAGAGGCCGGUUACUUGAGUUCGAACGUGGGCUUCCCCUUCGGAAUGUAUAUUGGGUCGAAACCAACCCCGCUCAACGAGUUUCUCUGCGUCACAUGUAGCAGCGCUAUGUCCGAGUUCCAGCGUACCGGCCUUACUUUUGCAGCCGGCAUGGCCCUGAUCACGGUGCUGUCGUUUACCUGGUUCGCGGGAACAUUCGGGCUCUUCUCACUCUGA